Cucurbita maxima (winter squash) is the source of this 1893-nucleotide messenger RNA. RefSeq lists its product as uncharacterized. Gene Ontology annotation, molecular function: phosphoglycerate dehydrogenase activity. The record is from RefSeq and is a predicted model, not a curated record. The coding region runs from base 729 to 1682 and encodes 317 amino acids. The transcript has 3 exons. NCBI's taxonomy places the organism in Eukaryota, Viridiplantae, Streptophyta, Magnoliopsida, Cucurbitales, Cucurbitaceae.
AAUGGAUAAGAUCGAUCUCUCCCAUGUUGUCCUAAUCUUCUUUUUUCUUCAGAUUUACUUCUCGGGUCAUUUCCCAUCACUUUGUUGGGAAAAAACGGGUGGUUUUCCUCCUAACUCUCGAGGCAUCCCACAAGUUUGUGGAUAGUGAUCCAAUUUUCAUCCAUUUCAGACCUUUUCGUGUAGACCCACUUCAAUGCCUCAGCGCAAAUUGGCUUAAUAAUCGUUUCUCAGCGGCAGAUUUCCAAUUGGGCGACGGGGGACCCGAUACUUGGUUGUGUGGAGGGUACUGGACACUCGCUCUUGGCCCGGAAUCAAAAGCUUUAGAUGUGUUGCUUGAAAGCGAUUUGAGGACACUCGUCGCUCAAAGAGAGGGAUACCGAUCAAUAUCAGUCUUUAUCGAGAUUUUGAAUGCUGGAUUUUCUGUGGGAUGUGAGUAAUUUUCUACGUGUUUAUCCAACUGUGAGAAGGGAUUUUGAUUUCUUUAUUUUAUUUGUGGCUCUAUGUAAUUCUGAAGCAAUAGAGACCAAGGGUUUUUUUGUCUGGCCCUGUUUGUGUGAUGUGGGUUUGUUCCAUUGCUGGAGAUUGGCACGUUCUUGAAGGAGACGAUCAGUACAGAAAUAUUGAUCCCAGACGUUUUAUCUGGGUUGAGUUGUGAGACAACCUAGAUUUUCCUUUUGAUCUUGUCGUGGACGAUUCCUCCCAUGUUGUUGCUACUUUGAUCUUUAACCAUGGAGGAUGCUGUUGAGACGCUACCGAAAGUCGAAACGAUCGAUAACGAACUUCAACUUGCAAGAUUCUCGUGUCACCAGUCUCGUAUUAAAGCAUACUCGUCAACCUGGCUCGAUUUGAGAGUCUUCUAUGUUAGGAUUAGUAACUUCCAAGUCGACAGCUUGACGCCCGAGUUUCUCACACUCAACCAUAUACCUCUAAGUCCAGACACCCUUUUUGAGGUGAAUGGUAUUAGAUGCAGUAGUCACUCAGAGGGCGUGUCUUCCUCUCUGAGAAGAGACAGGGCUGAUAAGAAAUCAGAAGAAGCUACUUUUGUGACUACUGAUAAUAUAAGGUUGAGUGGAAGUGUAAAGUUUGAGGUAUAUGAUAAGGAAGAUUUGAUUCUUUCUGGGAUUCUCGAGAUAUCGAAUUGUAAUGGUUUGUUAGGCGAAUCGAAAGGCAAUGCCAAGAGGUGGAACAUGAGUUGUGAGUCGAAGUUGUGUGCUGGUUUCUUGAAGGGAAAGCAUAUGAUUGGAGCUGAAACCGCUUCCCCGAUAAUCGAGAUUUACGUAGCUGGCAGCUUCUCAGGCAAUCCUAUAAUCUUGACCAGAACUUUGCAGCUAAGCUCCCGAAAGAAGCCGAGUUGGAAAUCCAUGUUGGACGCCAUUCCAGAGUCUGAGACACCUGAAUCUAAUGAAGAUCACUUUCCAGAAUAUGAUUUACAGGCCACAGAAUAUGCAAGAUACAAACAGGACAUCGACGACAACCACUACGACGACUACUACAACAACACGUACUGGAAGAGGAGAGAAUAUUUAGAGAAUGAAGAUGGUGAACUCUCCUGGUUUAAUGCAGGUGUGAGAGUUGGUGUUGGUAUAGGGCUUGGUGUUUGUUUAGGAAUCGGCGUGGGAGUCGGCUUGCUCGUCCGUACCUACCGAGCGACGACUCGGAACUUCACAAGGCGGUUCAUUUAACAAAGCCCCACAGUCAUUGAAGUAUGUUUUUUGCAGAGAAAGUUGUGUAGCUGAAAUUUUGAUUGUGGAAAAACUUGGAUGCUUAAAGAGAGUGAUGGAGCAUUACUUGUUGAGAUGAUAGAUCAUCUUAAGCUUUGUAAUCCCUUGUCUGUGCAUUAUAGCAGUGUGAUUCUGUUGUGUGGAAGCUCGAAAAUGGCAACUUUCUUUCUUU